Molecule: messenger RNA, 576 nt
Organism: Aspergillus calidoustus
Lineage: Eukaryota; Fungi; Ascomycota; Eurotiomycetes; Eurotiales; Aspergillaceae
Source: the annotation of a GenBank genome assembly
AUGUCCAAACUCACCACAUUCAGCGACCAGACCACCGCAUCGACACUAGCAAAACAUACGGUCCUGACCCUCCUCGCUCUACAAGACUCGCUCGCCGCCUGCCCGCCCCGCAUCCGCGACGCAUACGAGGCCUCUGCCAUUGAGAAUGCCUCUUCUCGAUGGCUGCGGCUCUGCGUCGACAUCAAGGCCGCGGAGAGCAAAUGCGCGUCAUCCGCGCGCGGAUCGGGAUCCGGAUCCGGGUCACACGACGCUCGAUUUGAGGCGCUUUGGGGGUAUAUCGAGGAUGUUCACCGGUAUCUGGCGCAGUGCUUGGAAGUCACGGAGCGCGUUGUCAAGGGGGGGCCUCUUGGAUGUGGCUCUAACUGUGACUGUGGCUCUGACUGCAACAACUCUCACCAGUGUACGCGAUCCUUCUCUUUCUCUCGCUCUUCUGCAUCGUUGUCAUUGUCCUCAACACCGGGCGGCUUGGCGGAAGACGAUGCCAUCCGCGUGCUAACUAAGAACAGGCGACGCAUCCCGGCGACAAUCACCACGCUCGAGACAAUUGUGAAGACAAUUGUGAAAAAGUACACGUAG